Anneissia japonica is the source of this 766-nucleotide messenger RNA. Its product is annotated as protein MAK16 homolog. The record is from RefSeq and is a predicted model, not a curated record. Lineage: Eukaryota; Metazoa; Echinodermata; Crinoidea; Comatulida; Comatulidae. Gene Ontology annotation, biological process: maturation of 5.8S rRNA; maturation of LSU-rRNA. Gene Ontology annotation, cellular component: preribosome, large subunit precursor; nucleolus.
UUACAAUAAUCAGCGGAAAAAUCGUUUCAAUAUCCAUUAAUCGCUAUUUAAUCGUAUCGGCACAGGACGACACACAUGGAGGACUUUUACUAACUAUAAUAAUAGGCAAGGUUUUUAAAUCAAAAUGCAACAUGACGAUGUUAUAUGGAGUAUUAUUAAUACCACAUUCUGCUCAUAUAAAGUAAACUCAAAAACAACACAGUUCUGCCGCAAUGAGUAUAAUGUGACAGGAUUGUGCAACCGGUCAGCCUGCCCUCUUGCCAAUAGUCAAUAUGCAACAAUCAGGGAAGAAAAUGGUGUUUGUUUCCUGUAUAUGAAGACUAUAGAGAGGGCAGCAUUUCCAUCCAAGUUGUGGGAGAAGGUCAAGUUAUCUAAGAAUUAUGAAAAGGCUCUACAGCAGAUAGAUGAUCAGCUGCGAUACUGGCCUAAUUUUAUCAAACAUAAGUGCAAACAACGCUUCACAAAAAUCACACAAUAUUUAAUCCGUAUGAGGAAAUUAGUUUUAAAAAGGCAGAGGAAACUUGUACCGAUCAGUCGUAAGGUGGAAAGGAGAGAAGAGCGGAGGGAACAGAAGGCAUUGGUGGCAGCUCAACUUGAUAAUGCUAUUGAAAAGGAGCUCUUAGAAAGACUUAAAAAGGGAACUUAUGGUGAUAUAUAUAACUUCCCAGCACAUGCAUUUGAUAAAGCAUUAGAUGCACAAGAAGAAGAAAGUGAAGCAGAAGGAGAGCAAGAAGAAGAAGAAGAAGCAGAAUAUGAAGAUGAGGAG